Molecule: messenger RNA, 3911 nt
Organism: Mizuhopecten yessoensis (Yesso scallop)
Lineage: Eukaryota; Metazoa; Mollusca; Bivalvia; Pectinida; Pectinidae
Product: protein quiver-like
Exons: 3
Coding region: 296-667 (123 amino acids)
Biological process (GO): positive regulation of voltage-gated potassium channel activity; regulation of synaptic transmission, cholinergic; sleep
Source: RefSeq, a predicted model, not a curated record
GUGCACAAGCAUGCAUAAUUGUUUGCACUGGUACGAUCGACUUGACAUUUUGCAUGUACACAGGUAAGGUUACAUAUUGUAUGAAUCAGAAGAUAAAGAAGGUUGGGAAAUAUCUUAACUAAUUCCUUGGCGCGCGAGUACCUCCCUGGACUCUCUUUGGACUCUCUUUGGACAUCCAUACCUUCCUGGGCACUCAUUAGGGUAACCGUACCUGUGACUGUUUACUUCCUGUUCAUUUCCUGAUCGACUGCUUACCUUCCACACCGACGUAGACUGUAGAGAGUGUUGUACGAGAAUGGAGAGGUGGCUCGCUUCACUUCUUUUAUUGUGUUUGUUCUUCAUUGUUGGUGCCGCAAGCAUCAAGUGUUACAGCUGUAACUACCCUGACGAAAAAUGUGGAGACUAUUUUGCCUACACAAAUCCUGAUGCAAAUGACUGUCAAGGUAGCUGUGUGAAGCGAAGAGGAACACGUGAAGGUGGCGGAGUGGAGGUUUACAGGGGAUGUAACACACAGAAAAACACUUAUUGUACCCAAUCAGAUUAUGUUGGAAUGAAUGUUCGAGAAUGCUAUUGUAACGAGGAUUACUGUAACCAUAGCAACAGUGUUCGAGUGUCUGCUGUCAGUUUAGUCAUUGCCUUCAUCACCGUUCUGUACAAUUUGUUAUGAUUGUCCAACACAGCACAUUAAUCAACCAGAGGUAUAUUACAUAGUUCUGUGCCAUACAGGUAGCCCCAAAGUAUGAGACUAGCGGAAUUUCCAACUGGACGAAUGGUUCUAAAAACCACAGGUCUGGCUGACUAAUCAAAACUUGAUAUUUUUCAUCAUGGUAAAUGAAAUCGGGUUGGUGAAUUUUGCAUAUAGACUAGUAAGAAACUUCUAGUCUGACUGACUAUUACUUUAUAAAAUGAAUUUCUAGCCCUGCAUGCUCAAAACACCUUGUAAUUUUGGUUUAAAUUCUCUUUGUAUUUUAAUUACAUAUCACUCACAUUAAUGUUGUUUAAUAAUGAAGUUUAGCAAAUCAUAUAAAUUGAAUGUUUGUGAUAUUUGAAAAUUUAGGAAUGCUUGUUUUGGGAGAUUACAUAUCAUUAACAUGUAUGUGCUUGAAUGAUCGACUUUAAAAAAUCAUAAAUUGAAUGUUUGUGAUAUUGAGUAAUUUUGGAAUUUAUUUUUAAAAGAUUACAUAUCAGUAACAUUUUUAUGGUUGAAUAAUGUAGCUUGAAUUUUGAAAAUUCAAUGUUUGUGAUGUUAAGUGAUAUUGGUAUAAACUAGUUUUGGAGAUAACAUAUCAUUUAAAGUUAUGAGGUUGAAAAAUGUAUUUAUAAGAUAGUGAAAUGCUCAUGAAACUGUCAAAUUGUUUUAUGAUCAAUCAUUACAAGACUAUUUAACUAAGAAACAAGUCUGUAAGUUCCUUGAACACAUCAAUCUUACAUUAGUAUUGCCUUCAUUCCUUGUGAUUUUGACUCGUGUUCUGGUAGAUUUCUCUACUUCCUGUUGUUAGAUAAAAUGAUAAUGACAAUUUUCACAAUUCUCAGUGCAGUUUUACUUUCUAUAACUAUGCAUAGCCACCAAAAAAUGACUUAUGUAAUGAUAGAAUUUCAAAUAUUCUCGUCACUUGGCAAAUGUAUAUAAAGACUAAGAUACAAAUUCACAAGAAUGUCUGCAGUAAGCUCAGUCAGUAUUUUCCACUUCCUCAUGUUUAAGUGGGUGGAAUUUUAAAACUUGAAAUAUAUCUAGAUUUUAAGCAAAAUUUCAGGAAAUGAAAAUAUUUCACAUAGUGUAGUAUGAUAAACUUGUAUAUGUAUAUAGAAGAUAUUUUGUGAUAUUUUUUAAAUGCAACAAAGACUUUCAGGGAUGCUGCCUUUUACUUGACAUAUAUCGUUUUUGUGAGAGUUUUCUCCCUUGCAAACUUUUACUCCCAAAAAUUAUGAUCUUCAAUGUUCCCCCCUUUCAGUAAAUCAAGUCCACAAUAUCAUUCCUAAAUAUGCUCAUCAAGUUUCUUAGCAGGAAACUGUAAGGUAUAAUGUAUCAUAAGUUAUUUGUUUGUAUUUGAAUAUGAAAGUGUAGAGUUUCUAGUUUUACUACUCACUUUUGUGGUCAUUUCUCUACGUUGGGUUAACUAUACAAACUUAAAACAUGGUUGAUAGAUAUGUUUACAAGGUAAAAUUUUCAAUACAGAAUUCUUAAUGUAUUUCACUUUCUACAAAACAUUCCUUUUUAUUCCAUUUUUGAUUACAUGAAAAUAUUGUUUCAUUAGCAAAAUGCUACUGAUCUAGUAGUAGAGAGUAGUCCCUGUUAACUAAUUACAUUGUGUAUAGAUGUCGCACGACAGGGAUCUGGGACCUCCACUCCCCCUGUUAUUGGUGAGAUGUCGGACCACAGGGAUCUGAGGUCACUCACUCCCCCUGUUAUAGGUGAGAUGUCACACCACAGGGAUCUGGGACCUUCACUCCCCCUGUUAUAGGUGAGAUGUCACACCAAAGCGAUCUAGGAUCACUCAUUCCCCCUAUUAUAGGUGAGAUGUCACAACUCGGGGAUCUGGGUCCUUCACUUCCCUGGUUAUAGGUGAGAUGCCACACACAGGGAUCUUGGGUCCCUCACUCCCCAUGUUAUAGGUGAGAUGUUGGACCACAGGAAUCUGGGUCCUUCACUUCCCUGGUUAUAGGUGAGAUGUCGGACCACAGGGAUCUGAGGUCACUCACUCCCCCUGUUAUAGGUGAGAUGUCACACCACAGGGAUCUGGGACCUUCACUCCCCCUUUUAUAAUUGAGAUGUCACACCAAAGCGAUCUAGGAUCACUCAUUCCCCAUGUUAUAGGUGAGAUGUCACACCAAAGCGAUCUAGGAUCACUCAUUCCCCCUAUUAUAGGUGAGAUGUCACAACUCGGGGAUCUGGGUCCUUCACUUCCCUGGUUAUAGGUGAGAUGCCACACACAGGGAUCUGGGGUCCCUCCCUCCCCUUGUUAUAGGUGAAAUGUCAUACCACAGGGAUCUUGGGUCCCUCAUUCCGCCUGGUAUAGGUAAGAUGUCACACCACAGGGAUCUGGGGUCCCUCACUCCCCCUGUUAUAGAUUGUCACACCACAAGAAUCUAGGGUCCCUCACUCCCCCUGUUAUAGGCGAAAUGUCCGACCACAGGGUUCUGGGUCCUUCCCUCCCCCUGUUAUAGGUGAGAUGUUCCACCACAGGGAUCUAGGGUAACUCAUUCCCACUGUUAUAGGUGAGAUGUCACACCACAGGGAUAUGGGUCCUUCACUCCCCCGGUUAUAGGUGAGAUGUCACGCCACCGGGAUCUAGGGUCCCUAACUCCCCAUGUUAUAGGUGAGAUUUUGGACCACAGGGAUCUGGGGUCCCUCCCUCCCCUUGUUAUAGGUGAAAUGUCACACCACAGGGAUCUCUGGUUCCCUCACUCCCCCUGUUAUAGGCGAAAUGUCCGACCACAGGGUUCUGGGUCCUUCCCUCCCCCUGUUAUAGGUGAGAUGUUCCACCACAGGGAUCUAGGGUAACUCAUUCCCACUGUUAUAGGUGAGAUGUCACACCACAGGGAUCUAGGGUCCCUCAUUCCCCCUGUUAUAGAUGAGAUUUGUGUAGACGAGAUGUCACACCACAGGGAUCUGGGAUUACUCGAUCCCCCUGUUAUAGGUGAGAUGUCGGACCACAGGGCCUCGGGUCCCUCACUCCCCCUGUUAUAUGUGAGAUGUCACACCAAAGGGAUCUGGGAUCACUCACACACCCUGUCAUAGGUGAGAUGUCGAACCACAGGGUUCUGGGUCCUUCACUCCCCCUGUUAUAGGUGAGAUGUCGGACCACAUGGAUCUGGGGUCACUCAUUCCCCCUGUUAUUGUAAAUUAUUUUAACAAUUUUUGUACAUAAUUUAAAAAUCCUGUUGAUGCAAGAUGUUAUUAUAUAAAAUGU